Messenger RNA from Fusarium redolens, 540 nucleotides. RefSeq lists its product as uncharacterized. The annotation marks the transcript as partial. NCBI's taxonomy places the organism in Eukaryota, Fungi, Ascomycota, Sordariomycetes, Hypocreales, Nectriaceae. The record is from RefSeq and is a predicted model, not a curated record. The transcript has a single exon.
AUUGUACUGAUCACAAUGCGUCCAAUUCUGAUCCUCUCUGCUCUGCAGGGCGCUGCACUUGCUAUAAAGGACGAAACGCAUACUAAAGUGUACUGCAAAACGAAAAUGUGGAGUACGGAGGGUCCUGUAUACACUAUCACCACUACCACGAAAGUCAAAGUGACCGGGACCCUGCCGCGUUGCCGAUCUAAACCAGCGACCUGCAAGAUCACCCCGGAUCCUGUCACUACCACUGUUAUUGCUAGGUCUAUCUACCCCUCUUUGGUUACUGCUCCCCAAAAGAUUGAUACACUCACAAUCACAAAGACUCGUGAGUAAGAUGUGGUCACUACUUUUAUAUGUCAUCGUCUAAGGGCCCCACAGGAACCGACACCGUUAUGAUGACUGCCACUGUCAUGAAAACUGGCACGAGGCUUGUUACCAGUACUACAACCAUUCUGUCAACUGUAACAGUCCCAACAAUCUCUGGAUUCACACCUCUUGCCUCGGCAUCUGAUUAUGUUUCUCGAAAGCGAAGUCUAUCCAAACGAGCCCUGCAUA